UUUGUUUUUUUUUUUUAAAUUCAGUUAUAUUUAAGUAACUUUCAAUUGAAAGUUAUUUACUUUAAACAUUGACGAUAUUAAAACAGAUCAAUGAAUAGACUUUAAAAGAUGAGUUGACCACUAUUUCUUUUGAAACGUGAUAUUUUUUCUAUAAAGUUGCGACUGAGAGAAAAUACAAAACCAACUACAGUCAGAUUUCACCACUAAACGUAACGUAAAUAAGUGCUUACAUAAUUAUUUUCAAUCUAAUAAGAUUUGUCAGUGUUUAUUACUACGUGUCAGUGUUUAUCACUACGAUCAAAGCUAGAAAUGGAGCAUGAAAUGGGAAGAUACCAAUUUGGAGAACACGCUUAUAGGACAGGAGGGAAUUUCGAGUCGCCAACCGUACCGUCUGCUGAUAUGUACCUGGGAGGCAACAUGCGAUACCAAAUGCCAUCUAACACUACAGCGGAUCAUGCGUUUUUAUACGGUUUUAGUUCACUAGCGCAGAACACAACCGAUAGGUAUGGAGAGACGUAUCAACAGUCACAUCGUGACCAGAACAGAACCGAUAGGUAUGAAGAGACGUAUCAACAGUCACAUCGUGACCAGAACACAACAGAUAGGCGUGGCGACAGGUAUCAACAGUCAAAUCGUGACGUAAAAGAAAUUCGCCGUCAGAGGGAAAUAAACAAGGCCAAAAAAGAAGCAGCAGAUUUGGACCAGAGUUUUAUUCUCGAAAAACUGGCCGAAGUUGAACCAAUAGCAGUGACAUUUUACGAUAAAGCUACAGGCAUUGAAUUUGAUGCUGAGGGCAAUGAAAUAUCAAGAAGUCAAGUCGAUGAAGACAUCAAUCAGGAUAUACAGGCCACUGAUAGCCAACAGCUUGUCAAUACACAUCAUUGGGGAAGCGCCUAUGGAGCUUCACCGUUUAAUCCACACUCCAGCCUAUUUAACGUUGGGGUUUAUCCAACUAACCCAGGAGCGUAUCCUUAUCAGCCCAUGAACCAACCUGUAAAUCCACAAAUCAACCAAUGGAACGGGACACAUUAUCCACUGGAUCUAACCAUCCAACCCGACAACAAAGGGAACACCGUGUGGUCGACCAACCAGUCCAACCAGAUGAUCACACAACAACCCAUUCCGCUUACAGCCCAGCACAAUUUUUACGGACAGAUACCAGUAACUGCCACACAACAGAAUAAUCUGGAAACUGUCCCUAUACCUGACUACGUUUGUUGCAGUAUUUUUACUGCUAUGUGCUGCUGUUUACUUCUAGGCAGUUGGGCCCUUUACUAUGCGAAGACGGCCAAUCGUGAGAACCAGGAGCGGCAGUUCCUGAAAGCCAGACAAAGUGCCACCAGAUCCUGUAUGCUGAACGUAGCUGCCAUCAUUAUAGGGCUGGCUUGUUACGGCAUCAUCGCUUACGUUACAUACCUAAAAGUCAAGAGAUAAAACUGAGCCAAGUCAUUGUGUUUGUUCUUUGGUUACUUUUUGCUUAGGUCUGGAACGGUGCGAUCAAUAAACACAAGCUAAAUAAAACUGCAGCAGUAGCUGGUAUGGUCCUUGUAUAUCUCUUGGCUGGUUUGUGUUCUUUAAGUAGCUUGGAGUAAUAAAAAAUAUGCUUACACCAGGGGUCGGCAACCUGCGGCUCGCGAGCUGCAUGCGGCUCUUUUAACGUCCAGAUGCAGCUCUCCAGCUCCUUGCACAAAUAUUAAUAAUUAUAUAAUUUCCUUUUUUAUUGGACAGUGGGGUACGACUUUACCCUGCGUUCAGUGGGAUGGAAGAUAAGCCUUAUGAGAACCGUACGAUGGAAGCGUACGAUGCAAGUUAUUCAAACCGAUAUCCAAGCCAGCUAGUCGGCAUUUGCCGUGUUGAGGCCUGACUGGCUAAUGGGAGACACCUCCUGAGCCGGUGAUAUCCGUAAAGAAAAAAAUAAAAUAAAAAUUAACAGCUUCUAAAGUGGAUUGAGAUAGUCCUAGAAUAAUAUUAUUUGAUUACUAAUUUUACUAUACUGCCAAAACAUGUCUAUGUUUUUAUACGAAUAAAUAUUAUUUCAUAUUUAAAGCUAUUUAUUUUAAAUAAAAAAUCAAAUUUAUUUACCUAAUCCUAAUCAAAUACCAAAAUAUUGAACUAAAAAUUGUGGCUCUUCAAAAACUGGGAAAUUUUGUAAAUUGUAACUUUUGGCUCUUGCGUAUCAAAAGGUUGCCAACCCCUGGCUUACACGAUUGGCCAAUAUUUCUGUAGGACUGGCAGCCUGUUUACAGUCAAGAAUAAUAGGCUUGAAAAGCUGGCCCAAAAUGGUUCCCAAAGCUUGUUGCCAGAAAGCAUAUUUCUCAACCAAAAUUGAAUAUUUUAUAACAUUUGUGUAAUAUGUACAAAAUGACUUCCGGUUUUAUUAAGGCUAGAAAUAUUCUAAAAAAUAAUUACUAUUAAUAUAAUAGUAAUUUAGCAAACACUUUUAUUUUUAAAUUUGAUUAAUAGAGUUAGUGUGUUGUGGUGAAAGGGGAUGUUUUAUUAUUUAAUAUAAAUAAACUAAAAGGUAUAGGCCUACCCCAUUGACCGCCAAUGUGUAGUAUUUUAGCAUGAUUACACAGACUUUUUAUGCCUAUUAUGAUAUUAAUAACUGUUCUUAUAGUGUAAUCAUAUUUCAAACUUACAAGAAUUCCAGUUUCCUUUGAUUCAUGACUGAUUUAAAUAUCGUAAAAUACUUUUAUAUUUCAUGGAAAUGAAAUAAAGAAAGCUUAAUAAUUGCAGAUGUUUUGUAAUUUAUAUGCGAAAUGUGUUUAUACUUUGCAAAUUUUCUAGAUUUUUUUUAGAGUAGAAGUUGCAUAUUUGUUUUAUUCGUUUAUAUUUUGCAAGAGAAUAGUUUUAGAAUAAUAAAUAAUGGUAAAUAAUUGUACAUUUUUUGCUCGAUUCAGUUCUUCUUUGAUGAUGUGUUAUUAUUUUAAAAAAGAAAGAUUAGUGUAU
Physella acuta is the source of this 2949-nucleotide messenger RNA. RefSeq lists its product as uncharacterized. Gene Ontology annotation, cellular component: membrane. NCBI's taxonomy places the organism in Eukaryota, Metazoa, Mollusca, Gastropoda, Physidae. The record is from RefSeq and is a predicted model, not a curated record.